This is a messenger RNA of Tachysurus vachellii, 14098 nucleotides long. RefSeq names its product neurobeachin-like 1 (gene nbeal1). The record is from RefSeq and is a predicted model, not a curated record. Gene Ontology annotation, cellular component: cytosol; membrane. Lineage: Eukaryota; Metazoa; Chordata; Actinopteri; Siluriformes; Bagridae. Gene Ontology annotation, biological process: intracellular protein localization. Bases 505 to 8565 code for a protein of 2686 amino acids. The transcript is spliced from 55 exons. Gene Ontology annotation, molecular function: protein kinase binding.
CAAGAGCACAGGAGCACAAGAGCACAGGAGCACAGCCUUCACCUUCUGUCGCUGAUGUAAACAAUCUCUGUGAAGCCCAGGCUCAUCAGGCUAACUGUUACUUUACGGCAUUUAGAACGUUAGAGGAAGGCAGUGUGUAGUGAGUGAAGUGUAAACAAGGAGAGCUGCUCUUACUGACCUGGGUGAAGUGGAAGAUAGACGUGGUGACUGGGACUCGUGACAUCGCUCUUCGCUCCCCAUGGAGCGGUACACGCCGGCCUCGAACACUCAACACUGACAAUCUGAGAGGAUUUCUCACCUCUAAACUGUCAUUCAUUCAUCAACCACAUAGAGAGAGAGAGAGAGAGAGAGAGAGAGACAGACAGACAGAGAGAGAGAGAGAGAUGGGCUUUUAACACACAGACGUACCAUCUCAUGAUGUGAAGCCACACUGCUGACUCCUGGGUAAUUGUCUGAAUAUUGGUGCCUGCAUGCCGGCAUCGCCCUCACACUCCAUCGUGCAGAAUGGCAUCGAACGAGAGACUGUACGAGGUCUGGAUGUUGUACUGCAACAAGAGAGAUCCUGAUUAUCUGAAGCUGUGGUUGGAGAUUUUCAUCGGCUCAUACGAUCGCAGUCUGGAUGUGGACUUUGAGAAACAGCCGAUCAGGGUGGAGGAGGUGCCCCCGGUCCUGUCUCUGCUCCCUGAUAACAUCCUGCAGGUUUUGCGUGUUCAGCUUCUACAGUGCGUUCAGAAAGCUUCGAUCGGACUCGAGCAGGAACAGCAACACCUCUCUCUGCUGCUCCUCAAGUUCCUCAUCAUCAUCUGCAGGAACCUGUCUAAUGUGGAAGAAAUCGGCACCUGCUCCUACAUCAAUCAAAUCAUCACCAUGACGACGCUCUACAUCCAGCAGCUGAAGAGUAAGACUAAAGAGAAGGAGCUGGUGGAUCAGACACAGGCUGAGGAGUUUGUGAGACAUGCGCUGGCUUUCUGCGAGUGUCUGUAUGAUCCAUACCACAACUGGAGACACCGCAUACACGGGCAGCAGAUUAGCACCGUGGAGAAGAGCAGGCAGAAGUUUAAAGCAGCUCCUCUCACUGUUGAAUUUGUUCCUUUUUUCUACCAGUGUUUUCAGGAGAGUGAGCAUCUGAAGGACAGUCUGAAGUGUUGUCUCCUCCACCUGUUUGGAUCCAUAGUUGCAGGUGGACAGCGUAACGCUCUCCUGGCCAUCUCCCCCGCCACCAUGGAGGUAUUGUUGGGUGUACUAGGUGCUGGGGGAAGCAUAGGGGACGGAGAGGAUUGGGACGGAGCCGGCCCAGAUCAGAAGGCGGUGCUCACUCUGUGCUGUCUGAGGGAAGUAGUGCACAGCCUGCUGGCCAGCAGCUCCGAUCAGAGACAGGUGGAGAUCAGCACCGUGCUCGACAGCUACUUCAAACUGCUCAACUACGACCCCAACACCGCUGGGGUCAAAGGUCACCCAGCCCCGCCCCGUUCCCAGCAUUGGGAGAGCCGGUUGGUGGCGCUGCAGGUGAACAUGCUCGACACGAUACAGGACAUGUUUGAUUGUUCUGACCGUCCCGUUCUUCAGGCCAUCUUCCUCAACAGCAACUGUUUUGAACACCUGACUCGCCUCUUACAGAACAGCAAGCUGGUAAACGUUAGGUUCGCCGCAGCAGACAAAGAGCAGAAAGAUUUAACCAACAGAUUACUGACAGGAGAGAUUGAAAGCCAGGUCUUUGAAGGCAGGCUGGACUCUCUCGCCGUGGCAACAAUCAAAACCCUCACCACGGUGAUGCACAAAUCGCCAGCCGCCAAGGAAGUGUUUAAGGAGCGGAUUGGCUACACCCACCUGUGCGAGGUGCUCGUGUCUCUGGGACAGCCAUCCAGGAACCUGCUGAAGGAGCUCAUGAACAUGGCGGUGGAGGGCGAUCACUCUUCGGUGGGUUUUUUGGGGAUCAGUAACGUGGAGCCGCUCCUCCUCCUGAUCCGCUGGCUGCCGGAACUCAACUCGUCCGAGCUUCAGAUCUUCGUGGCCGAUCGUCUACGGAGGAUCUGUGCCUUAAACCGACGCACAAGGGCCGCCUGUGUCAACGCACGCAUGCCAGAGUGUGUUCUGUCCACACUCGAGACAGACACUAGUCUGCCACGUGUAUGUGCAGAGAGCCUUCUGGCUCUUCUGGGUGCUCUGGGGGCGGAGUCUCUGAGCGGUGCAGAGCUCCAGCGGCUUCUGAGCCUUCUGAGGAACCCUGAGAACCGCCCUCAUCCUUACACCGAGCCGGUGCUGCGUUCACUGCUCGCCAUGCUUCGGAAACACACGCUCCACAGCGCAACACACUACUUCGAUCUGACCCCACCCAUGGCAGGCAUUGCUGUGCCCAGCAUUUCCAGGUGGCCAGGCUCGGCCUUUUGCUUCUUGGCUUGGCUGUCGCUGGAUCAGGACCAAUUGGACCCAGCGGGCAAGGGCGAAAAGAGAAAGCAGUUGUACAGUUUCUUUACACCAGGAGGUACAGGGUUUGAGGCCUUUAUAAGCUCCUCCGGCUCUCUGGUGGUGGCGGUGUGCAGUAAAAAGGAAUAUGUGACCGUCACACUGCCUGAUUACUGCUUCUGUGACUCACUGUGGCAUUAUAUUGGAGUGGUGCAUGUUCCAGGGAAGAGACCGUUCGGACAGAGUCUCGUCUACAUCUACGUGGACGGGCAGCUGAAGUUGUCCGCACCGCUUAAGUACCCCAACAUGGCUGAGGUGUUCACGUCAUGCUGUAUCGGCUCAGCAGGUCAGCGCACCACCACCCCUCCACCGUCUCAGAUCGCUGACCCCCCACCAUCCCGCACGUCCAUGUGGGGGGGACUGUCCAGGCUGGCUCAGAUUUCCCCAGGGACGCAGGACAGUGAGUGGGGACGACCCACGUCACUGCAGGGACACCUGAGCACUGUGAUGGUGUUUAGUGAUGCUCUGAACACUAAUACCAUCAGAGCUCUGUACAACACAGGCCCAAACUGCAUUUCUCCCUUUAAAAGCCAGGAGGCGGAGCUUGGUGACAUCAGCACCAAACUCCUCCUACACUAUUCACCCAAGGCCUGUAAGAACCCCAUCUGUGUGGACUUGUCCCCUAAUCUACUGCACGGACGACUGACCGGGAAUAAGGUGGUGAACUGGGACGUCAAGGACAUCAUUAACUGUAUUGGAGGACUUCCUGUGCUUUUCCCCAUUCUGGAGCAGCUGACCUUGUUAACCCCUGGACAGCAUACUGGUUUCUCAGGGUCAGAGAGCAUGACCCCUGAGUCGGUCACGCCCCCUGAUGGAGACUGGGUCAUUCUGCCAUCCAACAGAGCCUCAGAGGCCCGUUUAGAGAAGAAUCUUGUUGCGACCUUCCUGUUAGUGUUGAAGCACUUUCUGCACAGACACACAAUAAACCAGGAGAUGCUGCUGCACACACAUGGAGUGGCCACCCUCGCCGCUCUGCUGCAGAAGCUGCCUGCUUUUCUGAUGGACGUGAGUGUGUUGGUUGCCGUACAGCUGCUGAUUGAGCAGGUGACAUACGAUAAGAAUCUCCACCUCCUGCAACAGCUGCACACACACCUGCUGUUCAACUUCAACAUCUGGAACCAAGGAGACUUUCCCCUGCGCAUUGGUCAUAUCCAGUACAUGUCUACAGUUGUCAAAGACAACAGAAAGCAGUUCAGGAAAAAAUACGGCGUUCAGUUCCUGCUCGACACGAUCCGCCUUUACUACAGCAGCGGGAAUCACGAGGGCGACAUGAGCGAGGAUGACGUCCGCACCAUCAGAGCGUCCCUUUGUGGCCUUCUCAAGUAUUACAUCAGCAAAGGCACCAGUCAGGAGGAGAUCCACAGCAUUCUGGGAUACGUUGCUGCUAUCUGGGAUGAAGAGCAUUUGUGUAGUAUCUUUGAGCUACUGCUGAAUCUUCUCCAGACGAGUGCAUCAUGUGAUCAGCUUUUCUUGCUGCUGUUUGAACCAGGAAUGGCCGAUUCCUGCUACGCCCUGCUGCUCAACCACAAACACUCUGAUCGCCUCCGAGAGCUCAUUUUCAAGCUGUUUGAGCGCAUGCUGAGGUGUGACCGUGUUUAUGAGAAGAGUAAGCAAAGGCUAAGACUGAGAGAAGUGGGCUACUCCGGCCUCACACUCCUCAUACCUGACCUUCACAUCACCCCAACCCUCGUCAAGUGCCUCCUAAACCAAAUCCUCCACACAGACACUGCGGUGAACUUUAAGGAUCUGAUGGCUCUUGUGCAGCUGACUCAUCGGGCCGAUCUGAGUGUGCGCAUGCUCGUCUGCAAGAGGUUAUAUUCCCUGGUGCAGUCCCAGGCAGAUGCAGCACUGCAGAUUUCCCGUCAGCCAUGUUGGCAGGACACACUAAUCCGUGUGUUGGUGCGUAGCUGCAGCGGUGACUCUGGGUCCAGUUCAGGGCGGGGCGACACGGCCAGUCUGGGCAGCGUCGGCUCAAGUCGGGCAGAACUUCCUGUAAGUGUGGAGAGUCUGGAGGAGAACGGUGAAGUGUUGUCUCUGACUGAAACACCCAGUGAGACCUCACAGAGCGGGGGGCUGAGACUGGACCUGAGCCAGGUUCACGCGCUCGAGCAGGGAGACAGCGGGAGUCGGACUCCCUCACCACUGGAAAACACCAAGCCUUUUCCUGGUACAGCACCUGAACGAGAAACCACUUCCUCUCUAGGAGACGACAGCUUCCUGUUCAACGAUAACGUCUCUCUGGGAGACUCUUUUAGCAGCACAGAGCGCACAGAGGAGGAGCUGGGGCGGAUGAUGUUAGAGAUAGUGCUGUGUGUAAUGUGGAAGGGAGUCUCUGGCUCAGAUGAUACAGCAUGGCUUGAGAGGGGACAGGUGUUCUCUGCUCUCACCAAACUGGGCACAGCUAACGAGCUCCUGCUGCCUGUCGACCACAUCAAACUCCGUUUGUUAGAGCGGAUGCUAGAGUGUGCUGUGAGUGAUAAUCGGGAGUGUUCUGCAGCCGUGUUGCCCGAGCACACGGAAAACGCGGUGCGUCUACUGCACGUGGUGCAGGACUUCCUGCAGGCCGAGGGGCUGGUAAACCCAGCACUGUGGAGCGAGAGGUUGCUGGAGGAAACGGUCACGCUGAUGGAUGGCCUCAUGGUGUGGUACACUGCCGGAACACAGUGGCACCAGCUCUCGCAGCUCGGGCUGAGACUCUUGCUCGGGUUCAUGGCGCAGCCGGACCCUCAGGUGUGUGCCAUGGCAACAGCGAAACUGAACGGGAUCCUACAGAUGAAAACGGUGGAGUCUCAGGACGAGGCGUGUUUCCUGCUUGGCCGGGUCGAGUGCAUUCUUCAGCGCUCACUAGGUGAACACAAGGAGACGGACGGGAGACGGAAGGAGGAAGCGGUGGAUGGGAGAAGAAGGGAAGAGGAGACAUACGCGUUCCUGGUUCCUCUGCUCCGAACACUCCUCUCCAAAGUGAACAAGCUGUUAUACAUGGAGCUGCACCUCCCCUUGCUCCCAAACUGCAACGGAAGCCCGUCAUUCUUUGAGGACUUCCAGCUCUACUGCAGCUCACCUGAAUGGAGGGUGUACCUGGACAAAUAUAUCAUCCCGUACAUGAAGCAGUAUGAGAUCGAGACCUUCAGUCAGGGGCAUGAAAACAUGGCUCUGUAUUUUAAGGAUUGUUACGAGGCCUUUAUGAUGAACUUGCACCGUCGCGAAAGGGAAAGAGGCGAGAGCAAGAUUCGAUUUCAGGACCAGUUUGUGGAGCCAUUUAACCGGCGAGCUCGUCAGGAGAACCUGAGGUACAACAGUAUGCUGAAGCAGAUGCACACGCAGAACAGUGCCAUCCUCAGGCAGUGGAAGGCAGCACGGCGAUCCCUCCUGUGUGACAGAGGACCCUGGGCUAACAGGCAGCAGAAGGAGAUGCACUGGAAAUUGUCAAGUGCAGAGAAUUACUCCCGUAUGCGUCUGAAGCUGGUGAGGAACUACACCUUCGACCCUCACAGAGAAGCUAGCGCUCUGAGAGACAAUCUGGGUGUGCAGCAUAAGCAGGUGAACACGGAGUCUUUGUUGCUUGAAGCUGUGAAGCAGGUGAAGGUCAGCGACCUCGAGGAUGAAAUCCUAGAGCUGCCGGAGGAGGACCCAAGUGGGAACACACAGGCAGAUGAUGAAGAUGCAGGACAGAAGGAGAAGCUGGUGAUGAUGGAGGACUGUGAGCUGGUCACUGUGGUGGAUGUUUAUCCAGGUCGCCUGGAGAUCACCAACCAGCACAUUUACUUCUAUGACAGCAGCACGGAGAAAGAGGAGGGUGUGGGACAGGAUUUUAAAUGGCCGCUGUCUCAGAUCAGAGAGAUUCACCUGCGCAGGUACAAUCUUCGUCGCUCAGCCCUGGAGAUCUUCCUGGUUGAUCAGACAAACUACUUCCUCAACUUCAACAAGGAGGUGCGUAAUAAAGUCUACAACCGGAUGCUGCUGCUCUGCUCUCUCUCUCUCCACGGCACUCGUUCACCCCAAGAGCUCCUCAAGGCCUCCGGACUCACCCAGAAAUGGGUGAACAGGGACAUCUCUAACUUUGAAUACUUGAUGCAGUUGAACACCAUCGCAGGCAGAACCUAUAACGAUCUGGCUCAGUAUCCUGUGUUCCCAUGGAUUCUGUCAGAUUACAAGUCAGAUGAGCUGGACCUGUCCGACCCGCGAGUGUUCCGCGACCUCUCCAAACCCGUCGCUGUGCUUAACGAGAAAAACGCCAAAGCGGUAAAAGAAAAGUAUGAGAGUUUUGAGGACCCCACAGGAACUAUAGACCGCUUCCACUAUGGCACUCAUUAUUCAAACGCUGCAGGAGUGAUGCACUACCUCAUUCGAGUCGAGCCCUUCACCUCCCUGCACAUCCAACUGCAAAGCGGAAGGUUUGACUGUGCAGACAGACAGUUUCACUCUAUCCCAGCCACAUGGCAGACGCUCAUGGACAACCCCAACGACGUCAAAGAGCUCAUCCCUGAGUUCUUCUACUUCCCAGAGCUCCUGGAGAAUCAGAACGGCUUUGACCUGGGUCGUCUGCAAAUCUCCAAGGAGCGUGUGAACGACGUCAUUUUGCCAAAAUGGGCCAAAUCUCCUGAGGACUUUAUUUACAAGCAUCGCAAAGCUCUAGAAUCGGAAUAUGUCUCCAUCCACCUCCACGAGUGGAUCGAUCUGAUAUUCGGUUAUAAGCAGAGAGGUCCAGCUGCAGUGGAGGCCCUCAACGUCUUCUACUACUGCACAUAUGAAGGUGCUGUUGAUCUGGACGCCAUCACAGAUGAGAAAGAGAGGAAAGCUGUGGAGGGGAUGAUCAGCAACUUCGGACAGACACCAUGUCAGCUGUUAAAGGAGCCUCAUCCAGUCCGUCUCUCUCUGGAGGAACUGGAGAAGAGGAAAUCUCGUCUUGACACGUGUCCACUUAACAUCUUCGAACAUCUCACCGAUCUCAAGUCGUUCUUCAUCGAGGGGAUCAGUGAUAAUGUCUCCCUGGUGAAAGCAGUGGUCCCAAAGAACCAGUCACACUCGUUCAUUUCUCAGGGCAGCCCAGAUACGCUGGUGACCGUGAGUUACAACUGCAUUAUAGGAACUCACGGCUGGCUCCCUUACGACAAAACCAUCUCCAACUACUUCACCUUCAUCAAAGACCCCACUGUGGCCAAUCAGAAGACCCAGAGGUUCGUGGCAGGGCCGUUCUCCCCAGAUGUGGACGUCUCUACUAAGCUGUUUGUUGUGUCUCAUGAUGGAAAGCUUCUGUUUAGUGGAGGCCACUGGGACAACAGUCUCCGAGUCACAUCGCUGCUGAAGGGGAGGACAAUAGCGCAGCACAUCCGCCACAUGGAUGUGAUAACCUGCUUGGCCACGGAUCACUGUGGGCUUCACCUGAUCACCGGCUCCAGAGACACCACCUGCAUGGUGUGGCAGGUGCUGCAGCAGGGUGGGGCUCCAGUUGGUCUGGGCCCUAAACCAGUGCAGGUGCUGUAUGGGCACACAGAUGAAGUAAUAUGUGUGUGCAUCAGCUCAGAGUUGGACAUGGCUGUUUCAGGAGCACGGGACGGCACAGUGAUGAUCCACACAGUGAGGAGAGGACAGUACCUGCACUCUCUGCGUCCCCCGAGUGAGAGCUCUCUGCCUGUAUGUAUCACACACCUGGCCAUGUCCUGGGAGGGUCAUGUGGUGGUACACACCUGUGUGGAGGGCAAGGCCACACUGAAGGAUAAGAACACACUGCACCUGUACUCAGUGAACGGGAAACACUUGUGCAGCGAGUCACUGAAGGAGCAGGUGACAGAUGUGUGUGUGUCAGGAGAGUUCAUCAUCACCGGCAGCGAGCAGGGCUUUCUCUCCAUUAGAGACCUGUACAGCUUGGUGCUGUGUGUGUGUCCGGUGGCGAUGCGUGUGCCGAUCCGGUGUGUGUCGGUGCCGAAGGAGCAGUCUCACGUGUUGGUGGGGCUUCAGGACGGAAAACUGAUCGUGGUGGGAGUUGGCAAACCAGCCGAGAUGCGUUCAGGUCAGAUCACACGGAAGCUCUGGGGCUCCAGCAAACGCAUGAAUCAGAUUUCAUCCGGAGAGACCGAAUAUCCCACCCAGGAGCCGAUCUGACUCCGCCCACCACCCAGCCAUUCACCAAUCGGGACGGAGUGAGGAAGGAAGUGUAGUGUGUACAUGGUGUGUCUUGCGGACUUCGGCGAGUGUGUUGGACUGGCGCGGGCGCUGAGGUCCAGCUGAGUGUGUCGGAUUCGAUUAACACCCCUAGUCACAUCAACACACACGCGCUAACACCUGUAACACCACUGCAACACUGUGUGUGUGUGUGUGUGUGUGUGUGUGUGUGUGUGUGUGUGUGUGUGUGUGUGUGUGUGUGUGUGUGAAAAAAGUUCCAUUUCUUUUCAGUGGCCUUGUAUCUUUUUGCCUUUUAUUUCUUCUAUCUCUCUCUCUCACACACACACACAAACACACUCACAACACAACACACAAAUGCAUCAUAUGCACCCAUAGGAAGGCUAUUCAAUGUGUGUGUGUGAGAGAGAGAGAGAGAGAGAGAGACUGUCUGAAUGUGUUUUGUUUUGCGAUUUAUUACUUGAAUUCUGCAUUAUUUAUUAAAAUGAAGGUGAAUCAGUGAUUUUUAACACUUCAGUGAUGAAGGGCUUCAUAACUCUAGUCAUAACUCUAAGGAGCAAAGCAAUACAACCCCCCUAACUCUACCCCUUACUAAAGACCGAUAACGGUACAUUCCAUUCUGUAACGCAGCGACGGACCAAUCGUCCGAGUCUUCCCGUGAUACAGCAUGAGAACUGCCGCGUACACACUGUACACACCUUGGGGGCGACGCCAUCCGUCUCUAUUCCAGUGUGAAGCCAUGCACUCCCAGUUUGUUUACUAUGCAGGAUGGCGUAUCUCCACACACACACGCUCAGUUACUGAACUGGUGAAGUGUGUGUGUGUGUCUGUGUGUGUGUGUCUGUGUGUGUGUGUCUGUGUGUGUGUCUGUGUGUGUGUCUGUGUGUGUGUCUGUGUGUGUGUGUGUGUGUGUGUGAAAUUCCCUCCUUAACUCUAGGAUUGAGCUCACUUAUUAUUAGAGACAUAGAGACACACUGAUUCUUUUUUUUUCUUCUCUCGAUUCUCUUCCUUGUUGUUCACUCUCGCUCGUUUGCGACUCCACACGCAAAACAUUCAGGACAACAUUCACUCACGUCUCCAGUCGACACGAAUAAAUACCACAAAGCUGUUAAAUUCUCUAACCCCGAUUAGCCGGAAGGUGUAAUACGUUACCGUUUCUAUAGCAACAAGGUACACGGAGACGUCUACCGCGGUCGCUGACGAGUCAGUGACGAGGUAACGUUUUCUCUAAGAUGAUGUUUGUUUAAGAUUUAUUGAAGGCACAUGACCAGAGGCACAUGACCAGAGAGCCAUAACGUGACCAGAGGGCCAUAACGUGACCAGAGAGCCAUAACGUGACCAGCGAGCGGCCGACCAGGAAAGAGAAGAGAUGUUCAUUUCUGUUUCUGUUCAGUUACACAACAUUAGUGUAGCUAUAAAUGAAUAAAAAGUACGACACGGUCCUGUAAUUGUCAGCACAGUGAAAUACAAACACUUCAGGAACACACUGGUGAUUAGUUUCCAGUUCCUCGUACCACUACAUUAUUUUUUUUUUUCUUGACUAAAAUACUCUUUGUUUAAUUAACAGCAACAAAAUUCUAAAGUCUAAUAAAUUCGCAUGUCUAAAAAUAGUUUUUAGCCUUGCAGCCAGACACCAGAUAUGUUUUUGUGACCGAUCUCAUGGAGAACGAUGUGACCGCACACUUUUCUGUAGAUUUGUAAACUAACAAGCAACUUAUUUUUGUAGAAAUUCUAAUAACUGUGGAAUUUUUUAUUUUUUUUUUUUUUUUUUUAAUAAAAGAGUUUUUAAGCAGGUCUUAAAGUUGAAAUAUUAAAGGUAGUUAUUUGCAAACAUGGGAAAGUGUAUAACAUUAACAUUAAAAACAAAUAAAACAAAAUUUCGGAAAUGUUUUGGAAGAAUUCAGGACAAUUUCUGAGUCGAAAUUAAAACGCUUUCACUUUAGCACUUUACAUGUCGUUCAGCUGGAGGGAUUCGCUGCAUGACUUUGUGUUUCUCUUUGUUAAAACUUUCAUGUAGUAAUGAGUAAAAACUGAAGGGGGAAAAAAAAUCAGAGGGUUUUAAAUUUUAUUAUUUAAAAUUGCACAUCAUUCGACUUUCAGCGGAUUAAAACGGAUCGUCCGUGUGGACGAACAGCACGAGUUAAAAGCAGGAACGUUGAUGAAAUAUAAUAAAAAUAAAUAAAUAAAUCAUGAUGAAUUGAAAAGAAAAACCCAAAACAAAUGAAAUAAAAGAAAUCUUUCUCACAGAAACAGUUCAUAUUUUGGUCUUAACAUAUUUAUUGUUAAUAAUUUAUCAUUUUCCGGACAAAACAUGGAACGUUUCAUUUUUAUAUUCAUCUUUAAUCUAGUUUUAAAAAUGUGUUCACUGGAGUCUGAAACCAAAAAAGAAAGAAAGAAAGAAAGAGAGAAAGAGAGAAAUCUAUAUUUGUAUUUCAUUUUGUGGAUAAAGUUUGUCAAAGUGUUCUAGAGUGAAAAACAAUUGAGGAAUCGGAUUUCUUAACUCGGCUUUUUAAAAUAAACCACAGAAAGUUUGGAACCGGAUUUUGUAUCACGACGGAUUUUCCGUCUCGUCUUUUCUAAGCGUCUGAUAUUUCUGUCGUCUCAUCCAGCCUUAACGUUUACACGCUGUUCAGAAAACAUUCAUAUCUUAGGUAUCGUGUGAGGGGUUUUUUCUUGGGGGAGUGUGUGUAUGUGUGUUGGGGGGGGGGGGGCAUUGUCAUCGGUGUGUCUCUAUUCUCUCUGAUCAGACCCUGUUCAAUGCCAAAUGCUGGAGUGAUGAUGUCAGCGAGGGUGUGGUGCUCUGCCGUGUGCUUCCUGUGCGAUGGGGUGACGUCGUGCUCGCCCCGGGUCAAUAGGGCACGUCCCAAACGAUAUCCUUCCACCCUAAUUGUAGUGUUAAUGUACGUCAUCUCACAUCACGUGAUCGUCUGAAGUGUCCUGAAGCCCAGAUUCAUAACGCAUUAUAACGGCUUAUAAAUGUAAACGAUGUGUUAAUGCCUUUUCGGAACACAGUCUGCCAAGGUCGUGUGUAUAAUAAACCCUGGACAUGCUCAUAAUCGUGUUAUAAUGCUCUCAUAAGGAAAAAUGCACUGUGUAUUACAAUUUAUUAGACUUUAUAGAGCUUUAUCGUGCAUUGGACAGCCAUAACAUGACGCAUUAUAAGCAGCUUUCCAAAGGUUUGGUUUGUGCAUUAUGAGAAUAUAUAAUGUGUUAUAAAGUGUUUGUUGUCAGGCAUAAUUCCGUGUGUAAUACUUUAUGAGUGCAUUAUAACACGAAAGGAUGAGGUAAAUAUGGCUUUCAUAGGAAGUGCUACUGUGUUUUGUGACUCUUCAUAACCCUGCUCGAGCACGUUAGAACCCAGGGUUGUGUGCUGUAAAGGGUUUAGUGUUAUUACUGAGUUUGUAUUAACAGUUAUAAAAUCCUUAUUAACCUUUAAACUGAAAAUAUCAGCAUUCUUUUAGAAAACAAUGUAAUAAGUCCUGUAAUAAGUAAUGUUUACUCUGUCUGUUUAUACACACUAGGUAUUUAUUUACUAGGUAUUUAUUUACACCUUUUUUUAGAUGUGGAGGUGUGUGAUUAUUUAAAUAAAUGUAGGCCGGACACGUGUGCUUAACCAAGGAGAGACAGGUGACCUGUGUGUGAGAGUAAAAGUGUAAAAGUGUUUGUGUGAGAGUGUGUGUGAGAGUGUGUGUGUGAGUGUCUGUGAAUGUGUGUAUGUCAGUGUGUGUGUGUGAGCGUGUUUGUGAAUGUGUGAGUGUGUGCAUGAGUGUUUGAGAAUGUUUGAGUGUGUUUGUGAAUGUGUGUUUGAGAGUGUGUGUGUGUGUGUGUGUGAAUGUGUGUGCGAGUGUGUUUGUGUGUUUGUGAAUGUGUGUGUGAGAGUGUUUGUGAAUGUGUGUGAGAGUGUUUGUGAAUGUGUGUGUGAGAGUGUGAACGUGUGUAUGUGAGUGUGUGUGUGUAUCUGAGUGAGUGUGUGUGUGAGAGUGUUUGAGAAUGUUUGUGUGUGUGAGAGUGUUUGUGUGUGUGAGUGAAUGUGUGUGUGUGUGUGAGUGAAUGUGUGUGUGUGUGUGAGUGAAUGUGUGUGUGAGUGUGAAUGUGUGUGUGAGAGUGUUUGUGAAUGUGUGUGAGUGUGUGUGUGAGUGAGUGUGUGUGAGUGUGUAUGUGAGUGAGUGUGUGUGUGAGAGUGUUUGUGAAUGUGUGUGAGUGUGUGUAUGUAUGUGAGUGAGUGUGUGUGUGUGAGAGUGUAUGUGUUACUAACAUUACUGUAGGUUUCUUUACAGGACUAUAAGUGUAGUUCACGAUGCCUCUGUCUCUCCAGAAAAACAAACAAUUUGUGAUAAUUUCGUUAGAACAGCUUUUUGUUUAUUUAUUUAUAAUAUUUAUUUAUUUAUGAAUAGUAACAUUCUAAUUCCACAGCAAGGCUCUUGAGUGAGAGAAUAAAUGUUUCUGAAUACGUUCUUGUUUCUAUAGUAACAGCUCACUCAGGGCCUCGUACACCAGGCGCUCUACAUUUACUUUAAUCACAGAGCAUUAAAUGUAACUGGGUAAAAAAUUCCAAGCGUCUUUUGGUAAUAAAUCACAAAUUGCAGCGUCGUAAGAGGAAUAAAACACUUGUAUAGGACAAUGAUCUACGUCAGGGUCGGUCAAUGGGACCGUUUCAUUACCCCACGUUUGUUUUAGUUUAUUUUUGAUAAACAGCACAAGCUUUACAUAUUCUAGCUUUAUAAGCCUUUAUUAGCGUUCAUAACAACGACUCAGCUAUGGGUUUGGGCUUCAUCUUCACUGAUGUGUGUGUGUGUGUGCAGCAUGUUACCAGCAUUCGAGCGUUUGGGACGUGGCCCUUGGGCUGUGUGUUCUUUUCUUUUUUUUUUUCUUCCUGUAACCUGCUCGGUUGAAGUGCUUCCUGUUUCUGUAUUCGAGCUGCAAAUGGAGAUUAAGCUAAUAAACACUACAAGACCAGUCAUCGUAAGCAACUUUUUAGACACCAUUUUUUUUUAAAACGGUGAAAGUUCUUCCUUACACUUGAGUCUUUUGAAUAAUGUUGUUGUUGUUUAUUAGUUUUUCUUUUCUUUAUAAUUCCUUUCUUUUUAUUAUGAAAAUGGAGUGCCUUUUAAAUUCCCAGAUAUCCUCUCGUGAUUUUAGAGCCAUGUCCUGCUCGUGACCUUUCACCUACUGCAGCAUUCCACAAAGUUAAAAAAAAAAAGUAAAAAAAAAUAAAAAUCUAUUUAACAAAACCAAUUUAAUCAUAUCAGACCUGUGAUUUAACUGUCACCAAUGGUUGUGUGUGUAAGUGUGUGUGUAUAUCUGUGCUUAUUUAUAUAUAUACUGUAUGUACAGCAUGAUUUUUAUUCCCGCCGAAUUGUAAUUUUUUUUUUUUUUUUUUUUUUUGCACUUUCCAGGUACGAUCGGUUGUGAGAGAGAGUUUUGAAAUGAAUGUCUCCCUGUUCUGUACAGAUUUGAAAAAAAUAUGCUUUGUAUACACACUCGGAAAAUGAUUAUUAAAGUUGUGUUGAAAGUC